This is a messenger RNA of Malania oleifera, 1139 nucleotides long. RefSeq lists its product as uncharacterized. The record is from RefSeq and is a predicted model, not a curated record. Gene Ontology annotation, cellular component: nucleus. Bases 258 to 1016 code for a protein of 252 amino acids. NCBI's taxonomy places the organism in Eukaryota, Viridiplantae, Streptophyta, Magnoliopsida, Santalales, Ximeniaceae. The transcript is spliced from 3 exons.
AGGUUGAAAGUUCGAGCCUGGAGGACGGUUGCAGCUUGAAGCCCCGGCCAGGCCCGGCCCAUUCCGCAGCCCGGAUGAGCGAGGUAGCUCGUUGGCCCUAACUUUCCUGGUUAAUGUUUUGAGGGGCAGCGAAGCGAUGGGCAGAAUUCUCCGAUCACCAGAGCAACCGCAAUUGCCAAUCCAUUGACAAUUUGAAGCAGGAGGAGGAAGAGGAGAACACGGCCAUUAAGGGGGGGAGAGAGAGAGAGACAGAGAGAAUGGAGGAAGAGGAGACGAAGAAGAAGAGAGUGGUGGUGGAGUCGUUGGGAUGGCUAACGGAGUCGUCGAUCAUGCCGAAGAAGCACAGGGCUAUAGCCGGUGUAGGAGCCUCCUCCAUCCUCGAACUCAAGGCCGAGCUUUACAAGUCCCAGGAGGAGUCCAAGAAGUCCAAAGAUCUCAUCGGUCCUGACGUCCACUUCCACCGCGCCAAGGCCAAAAUCGCUUCCCACGAUCCCUUCUCCCUCAAGAACUCCGGCGUUGAAGCUCGCGCUCACAAGGACAAGCUUGAGCUGAAAGCUGUUAAUGAUGGAUCAGUGAGCUAUGCUGCCUUGGAGAGGAAGGCUGAGUUAUAUGAUAAGCUCACAAGGGGAGAGCUAUCUGAUGAGGAAGAUAAGGAGAAGUAUUGUGUUGAUUUUUUCCGCAAAAGCCUCGUGCCGGAUGAGUCACAGCAGUCACAGGUCAAUGAUACUCCUCCUGCUGUGCCACCAGAAACUGAUGAUGCUGAUAAUGAUGUCUCUGUUCUGUUUAACAUGAAACCUGUGGGGCCUGGACGAACCACUGGAAUGGUAGACAAUAAUGAACACAAACGUUUUGUAAGGGAAGUUCAUGAAGAAGCUAGUCAAGCAAGAGAAAGGGUUUCUGACCUCAAAUUGCGCAGGCAAGAACAGGCAACUGCUCGUCGAGAAAAACUGAAGCAGGCCUAUCUCCGAAAACAGCUAGAGAAACUUAAAGCUGCAUGUAAAACAGAUCAGACAUGAUUGAUUGAUAUUCAUUACAUACCCUUUCUUUUUUUGAGUCUGUUGUACCUGGACUUCGAUAUGUACACCUGAAAAAUGAAUUCUGGGGCAAAAUUACAGUGCUUAUGAAGUUGAAUUCAACAA